This is a messenger RNA of Ordospora colligata OC4, 921 nucleotides long. RefSeq lists its product as uncharacterized. The record is from RefSeq and is a predicted model, not a curated record. Lineage: Eukaryota; Fungi; Microsporidia; Ordosporidae. The coding region runs from base 1 to 921 and encodes 306 amino acids. The transcript is spliced from 3 exons.
AUGGAUGCACAAAACCAGAUCAAAAGAAACCUGAAGAACAACUACAUCCUGAUAGAGUUCCUUAUGUUUGUGACAAGGACAGUUGUUUUGGCUUUUGCUAUCCACGAAAAUCCCUACUUGUCGAUUACAAAAGGAAUACAAGGUGCAUGGAUAAACACAAUCUUCAUUGACAUCACAAACAUCUUCCAGUUUAUAUUCAUAUUUGAUGUGAUUCAGCGUGAAAACAUAUUCCAGAUGCUAUUGUACAUUCCGAUAAUCAUGUAUGCAAUGCUGAUCAUACUUGCAACAAUUCUUAAUGCAGAGAUUAUUGAAUUCAAGACUGGGGCUGUGAACGGCAGGGCAAGGUUUUUGUAUGCGUACACAGGCAUUCUUGCGUUUGAGAUCUUGAUUCACAUCCCUGUGUAUAAGAAGCUAAAGGCAGGCUUUAUGUGGUCGAACUUCAAGAAGAUAGGUGCAGACCCAAAAAUGAAUGAAGCCUUCCAAAGAAGAGAGGAAUUGAAUGCAAUCAAGAAGCUUACAAUUGUGUUUGUGUGCUCAGAAGUUCUUGGAAUAUAUUUCAACAAGGUUGAUAUGAUCUUGUUCAAGCAGAUUAGCCUUGGUAUUAUUUUUAUAGUGAUGAUGCCUUUUCAGAAUGACGAAUAUGUGGCGCACCGGAUUGUUUUUCUGAUACUUUCUGGAAUUUUCUUUGUGGGUGGGAUAGUGAGUCUAGCGCUUGAUAUAGUGCAUUUCUUUGUUAACAACGUUACAAAACUAGAAUCAAUUGUGGACUCGUUGUUUUACAUGUUCAUCAUGUUUUUGUUGUUUAUUGGUGGGUUUCGAGAUUACAAGAUGUUUGGAAGUGGACUGAAGGAGUAUUACAAUGGGAUUACUACAAGUUCAAGGAAGAAACUGAUUUUGGAAAAAGAGCACGAUUUUGAAUAA